AUGGAGGCAUCAGAGAAACCUCCCCCAUACGAAGAUAACCUAGCACCUGCGCCCGAUGUCGAAACGAGCCCCCAAAAUUUACCAGCGAUCAAUGAGCGCAAGCUCGUGACCAAGAUCGAUUGGCACAUAAUGCCAUGUCUCUGUGCUAUGGUCAAUAUUGGGAACGCGUCUAUAAUGGGUCUGAAGGAGGAAUUGAAUAUCGAAAAUGGGACCAAGUAUAAUACGUCUCUUACGAUUCUCUUCGUGCCUUACAUCAUCUUUGAAAUCCCGUCGAAUAUUCUCUUGAAGAAGUUCAAACCGCAUGUUUGGCUGCCGCUAUGUAUGUUUGGGUUCGGCUUUGUUUCCAUCUGUCAGGGUCUAGUGCAGAACUGGGGCGGGUUGAUGACGACUCGAUGGUUUUUGGGCAUGUUUGAGUCGGGUCUUGUUCCUGGGUGCUACUACCUGAUCGGAAUGUGGUAUAAGCGCAGCGAGGCCCAGAAACGCUUCAGUCUGUUUUUCUGUUCAACUACCGUGGCAGGAGCUUUCGGUGGGCUGCUUGCCAGUGGGAUCGGGAAAAUGGACGGCCUACGAGGUUAUCGAGGCUGGCGUUGGGUAUUCAUCAUCGAGGGUCUCUUGACUUGCGUGGUUGCGAUCGCCUGUUACUUUUUCGUGGGAGAUUUCCCAGAGGAUGCGAAAUGGUUGACUGACGAUGAGCGGAAAUUUGCCAUCGAGCGGCUCGCGACAGACACGGGGAAGUCAGCUCCGCAGGCGAAAAUGAACUUCAAAGAUGUGCUGGCUGUUUUCAAAGAUUACAAGAUAUUCGUCGCUGGGUGCAUGUAUUUUGGGGUCUGUAUACCGAUCUACUCGUACGCAAAUUUCGCGCCUACAAUUAUCAAAACUUAUGGCUAUGAUACCAUCCACACCCAACUCUUUUCCAUCCCGCCCUGGGUAGCAGCAUUCGUCUUCUCCAUGGUCAUUGCAUACCUCUCCGAUCGAUUUCGCCAUCGCUACAUCUUCGCAAUGGUCCCGUUUCUAGUCGCACUGGCUGGGUUGGGAGUCCUUCUGAACAUUUACGGUCCCGUGCAACGGCACGUGCAAUACGGAGCCCUAUUUCUCAUCGUCAGUGGAAGCUUCAGCGCACCGCCGGUAUUGGCAUGUUGGUUCGCCAUGAAUUUGGCUGGGCAUAGGCGACGGAGCGUCGGGAUUGCUUGGUUUGUUGGGUUUGGAAACUUGGGAGGAAUAAUAAGUCCCUAUUGUUUCCUGUCGAAGGAUGCGCCCGCUUACCAUGAUGGGUAUAUUCUUUGCAUUGCUUUCGUUUGUCUUUCGGCUGCCACUGCGUCGAUCUAUCUGUUCGGUGUGUGGCUUGAUAAUGUGAGAAGGGAGAAAGCGGCCACAAAUGGUAGUCUUGGAGAGUUUUCAGCGGAGGAAGAAGGGUUGAUGGGUGAUUUGGCGCCGAGUCAUCGCUAUGUUUAUUGA
Molecule: messenger RNA, 1455 nt
Organism: Aspergillus steynii IBT 23096
Lineage: Eukaryota; Fungi; Ascomycota; Eurotiomycetes; Eurotiales; Aspergillaceae
Product: MFS transporter
Exons: 9
Coding region: 1-1455 (484 amino acids)
Biological process (GO): transmembrane transport
Cellular component (GO): plasma membrane
Molecular function (GO): transmembrane transporter activity
Source: RefSeq, a predicted model, not a curated record